Messenger RNA from Branchiostoma belcheri (Belcher's lancelet), 4692 nucleotides. RefSeq lists its product as uncharacterized. The record is from RefSeq and is a predicted model, not a curated record. Gene Ontology annotation, molecular function: cysteine-type deubiquitinase activity; nucleic acid binding. The transcript has 21 exons. Gene Ontology annotation, biological process: DNA integration; protein deubiquitination. Lineage: Eukaryota; Metazoa; Chordata; Leptocardii; Amphioxiformes; Branchiostomatidae. Bases 100 to 2580 code for a protein of 826 amino acids.
AAGGUUCUACUCAAUCUCUGUCUCACUCUGGGGAUUGUAUGGGAGGAGUUACAGAGUGACAAUGGCAGCGAGUUUGUGUCACAUGUUGUCAGAGAACUGAUGAAGGCCCUGGGGGUUGAGAUUGUCCUCGCCAACCCCAGAAGCCCCACAACAGGUGGCAGGUUUGAGAGGGGAAUCCAGACAAUAAAGUCUAAGGUUGCAGCCUUCCUGGCUCAGAGCAGGAUGGACAGCAGUGCAAACCUAACUCCCCAGGAGGUACUACAGAAGGCACUGUAUGACUACAACAACUCCUGUCAUCAAUCUCUACAUUUCCGGGGAAGGAAUCUAUGUCCCGUGGAUGUUUGGUAUCCGCUGUACAAAACCAGGAGACACCAAAUGGAGGCAGUCAACGUUGACAGUUCAGCUGACCUGCUAACGACAUACACAGACCCACCUAUCUUCAACAGUGAUGACAUGGAGGAGGCACUGGCUGAGGUUUCUUCCGUAACAGAAGCUCCAACCGUGGCAUCUCUGCUUGCAGAGGGGAGGAUAGCGACCAGGAAUGAGCAAGUGACUCAUUUUGUCAAGGCAGGUGAUGAUGGCUAUCUCAAGUUAGACAUCAAAGAACGUCGUGCAGCCCGUACUGACCGACGGCAGGUCGGGGUUCGAGUCCUAGAUGUGAAGCGCAACAUGUUAAGCUUGGAAGUCCUGGAUGAUACAGGGAAAACAACUGGCAUGGUACUACAGAGAAAGUACCAUGUGUCCCAGCUGAUCGUCAAAAGGCCAAGUCCGGAGCCCCAGGCUGCCUCAGAGUCUGGGAUGGCUGCCUGGAGAAAGCUGUAUGGAGCACAAAGGGAAAUGACAGGACGGGUUCUGUCUGCCUGCCUGAACAACAAGGAGUUGUUGUUCUAUGCGACCGAACUAGAUGGAGGUGCUCCAACUACCUUUUCAAAGAAAGGUGAUACCUUGCUCAUUCAGUGGUAUCAGGCCUUUCAAAGCUAUAUGUGGAUGGAUGUCCCACAUCAUCUGCAGACUGCCUUCGAGCUUGGCGUGGUUCUCAUGCUUGUCAACGCACUACAAAGGGAGACGUUGACCCUUCAAGUUCCAGCAGACUGUCCAGAGGACAUCCAGACGUAUUUAAAGGAAAUCACAAAGUUUGACCUUCCCUGCCUGUCAUCAGAUGCAAGUGGCAAGCUGUCGGCUCGGAUAGUGCCAGUUGCAUUGACAGGUUUUAUCUGGCCCCAGAUCAAGGACAGCAGACUAAAAGAGUUGUCAGUCUACCUCCAUGUGCCAGCCAGCCACAAGUGUAGCACCUGCGGACUUCAAAGGCCUAUGUGGAAAUACUGGAGAUGCACAGUGUGCAAUGCCUCAUGUUGCAUGGAGUGUGCACAGAAACUCCAGACAGGACACCUACAACAUGACCACCCUCCAAACUUACUCGAAGAUAUUGCUGACACAAGAGGGCCCAACGUCCAGCUACAGACAGGGCCAUUAGAAAGCACUCAGGAGCCAAGGACAGGUGCCACUGAUGUACAAGAAGUGACCCUGGUUGCAGCAGUUUCAACCUUAGACGGGAAAGUUUCUGCAAAGACAGUGCCAGGGCAGAAGUGCUGUGGUUGCAGCAAAGAGCCAGUUUGCUCCAGCAGUAAUUGCAACUGCAGGAAGGCAGGGAAACUGUGUGGGACGAAAUGCAAAUGCGCCAAGAAACACCUGGACUGCAAAAACAAGAAUGGUGUAGAGGCCACAAGCAGGAGUGAUGCAGCAGUUUCCAGUGCCUUGACAGAAUGUUCAUGGAGGAAGGUGGGUCUGCGUGAGCUGUCCCAGUCCAUACAGCAGACAGGGAGCAGACCAGAUGUUCUAGAGCAGAGAGCCCAAACUGCUGGAAUGAAGCUUCGACCACCAACACCCAAGGAUGGAAACUGUUUCUUUUGGGCUAUUAGUGACCAGCUGAAGCGGGAGGCACUGAGACAGGAAGGUGCAGAAGAGAUGGCCCAAGAAGACAUCAGGGAGUUAGUGACUUCAUAUAUCAGAGACAAUCCCAACACGGCUGAUGGCGAGCCCAUAGCAUCCUUCAUCGACACACCAGGAGUCAGCCUAGAGGAGUACCUGAUCAAGAUGGCAGAGAAUGGUGUUUGGGCAGACCAUAUCGUUGUGCAGGCCACAGCCGACUUGUUGCGACGCACAAUCAACAUUGUUUCCACGGCCGGAGAUGAGGACACCUGCUUUAUCAUCGUUGAACCAUUUGAUGGAAACAGUAAUGGCGCCCCAUUGUUGUUGGGACAUUACUGUGAAAAUCACUAUCAAAGCCUUGAUGCUACAGCUGGGUGGUUGUCACGUGACUCCAGCUCGAGUGCAGCACCACCCCGUGACUCCAGCUUGAGUGCAACACCACCCCGUGACUCCAGCUCGAGUGCAGCACCACCCCGUGACUCCAGCUCGAGUGCAGCACCACCCCGUGACUCCAGCUCGAGUGAUGAUGAUGAUGAGGUUUCUAUUCGUAUGAGCCUGCACAGAUUGUUGGGACCUGAGUAUGUAGGGGAUACACCACCUGUGCUGCGCAGACAAUCAGAGAAUGGUGCUAUGGAGGUUUGGGUCUUGUGAAGAGCGAGAGCUGAAGGCUUACUUUGACGAAGUCAAGCCAUACCUGCAGAAACUCGCAAGAGGAGAGGUUCCUGACAAUGAAAGACAUUCCAUGUUCUUUGGGCAUAACGAGAAAGGCAAAUCCACCAGAAGGGACCUGUACAGGAAGCAUUCAUCCGGAGCGUUUACAGAGGACCAGGCAAACUUCAUUGCCAAUUGCAUAAUGAAAGAGGUGAAGAUUCCUCUUGAGCUGCCAAUGCGGAUAGAGUAUCAAGUUAUGGUCCUACUUCCAGAAGCACUUGCAGCUAUCUACCAGAAGAAGAAAGGCAUCGACACACUGGAGGAGGCCAGGGACUAUGUGUGGAGAGCUGGUUUUAGGGAAGACCUUUAAUGUGUUUACACUGUUUACACUGGGCAGUUGCUUGUCCCUGGCUUUUAUUUCUUUACGAAAAGAUAUACAUGUACUAACUACUAAUAACAAGCAACAAUGUGGAAUACAGUGCUGAUGCUCAACCUGGUACUCACGGUGUUCGGUGUUAAAGAAGUCUACAACAGUAAUGAAGGGUGUAAUGCUACCCCACCCGCUUUUACACCCAGACAUGUGACUGUCCAGUCUGCCUAAGUCAUUAUAGAACACAUCAAUUUUACAUGGUUGCAUUCAGGGCUUUUUUUGACAUUUGUUUCUUAGAACUUCCUUGUCAGUUAUCCAGAGUAUAUUUUGGCAGGUUCACACCGCGCCUUGAAUAUUGGAUAUUUUCUUCAAUGUCAUUCUCUAAACUGUCCUGUUAAAACAUACAUGUUCUGAGUAUUACCACUACAUGUCUUGUAAAACAUGUAAUGCUUUUGUUUCUGUAUAUCUAACAGAUGUUUGACUUCAAGGGUCACAUAAAAGUUUGUAUAAGAGCUAGAGGGUGGAGUGUCUUUUUUUUUAAAUAAGAAGCCUUGCUGCAUUUAGUUUGCAGGAUAUAUAGAUAUCUGCCAUGUUGCAUUUGAGUACAACAUGUUCAUGAUGCAGUAAUGAAAAGAAUUUAGGGCACAUCCUGGAUAUGCAGUCACUCUAUCCAAAACAUGGCGCCGACAAAUUUAUCCCCGUUCUUGGAUAUGUGCGUAGUUUUACUAAACAGAUUUUAUGAAAGAUAUAAGAUCAAUUAGCACCUCCCUUCUUUAGUCACAAACAAAAUAACACGAUAGUGACAGAUGCGUGUCCCCCAUUCUCUGAUGGAAACGCAAUUCAGACAUAAAACAGUUGCACGAAGCUGUUGUCUCGUCUCGUUCACCAAAAGAAUGGUUUUACCAAGGAGGUUAAAAAUCAGAAAUAUUUAAAAUAUCCUCCUUAAUUUUAUACAAUUGCCUAGCAAGUACAGGUGAGAAAUACUUCCUUCAGUGCGAAUGUUUCGCUCUGCAUAUAGCUUCAAGCAAAGAGGUUUUUUUAAACAAAUUUGCUUCAAGGUAUUAAAAACAAACAAAAUACUGUUAACGAAAUACAACGACAAAAUGUGCUUACAAUGACAGAUGUUGUCUUUACUAACAUUAAGUGUUCACACGUCACAUCCGUGAUGGAAUUGAGAUUAGUGAAUCGGACGAAGGGCAAAUAGUGCAAAAAGAUGUACGUUAUCCAGAAUGUGCUCUUUCUUUGUGUGACGACUUCUGGAUAGAGCAGUCACGUAUCCAGGAUGCGCUCUUUUGGCCUGUGACGACUUCUGAAUAGAGCAAGUACGUAUCCAGAAUGUGCUCUUUCUUUGUGUGACGAGUUCUGAAUAGAGCAAGUACGUAUCCAGGAUGCGCUCUUUUGGCCUGUGACGAGUUCUGGAUAGAGCAGUCACGUAUCCAGAAUGUGCUCUUAUUGUGACGACUUCUGGAUAGAGCAGUCACGUAUCCAGGAUGCGCUCUUUCUUUGUGUGACGACUUCUGGAUAGAGCAAGUACGUAUCCAGAAUGUGCUCUUUCUUUGUGUGACGACUUCUGGACCCAUUGUGCCUUACAUUUGUUGAAUCAUUACCCAAUAAACAUUCUAGGACAGUUACAUAUGUUAGCUGUGCACACACAAGUGUCUUUUUCUUUGGUUAGAUUUGUAAGAAAGAAUCAGCAGCUGAAUUGUUUCUACACGAACCUCGCGCUGGAGAACAAAAUGGCG